AUGUCUCCAAAUCGAUGGGAAAAGACGAAGAGCAUCUCAAAAAAGGGAUUUGACAAAGCAUGGGACACCGUUGACAAGCUCGGCGGCCCCGUUAAUCGCCUAUCGCACAAGCUGGGCGCCGAAGCCUUCUGGCCCAUGACACUUGACAAGGAAGCCGACAAAGCCGCGCGCAUCCUACGUAGCUUCUGCAAAGACGGCUUCUAUUCCCCCGAUUCCUCAAUCGGUACCGAUGAGAAUGGCAAGAUCAACCGCCCAAAGGGCAAGCAGCGCGUUAUCAAGAAGAUCCCAUCACAAGUCCUCAAAAAUGCCAAGGGAGUUGCCAUUUUCACGACCAUGCGCACAGGUCUGUGGAUGAGUGGUUCUGGGGGUAGUGGCGUACUGAUCGGCCGCCUUCCCGAGACAGACGCAUGGAGCCCGCCAUCUGGCAUCAUGCUGCACACUGCUGGGAUAGGUUUCCUUGCGGGCGUUGAUAUUUAUGAUUGCGUUGUAAUCAUCAACACCUAUGAAGCGCUGAAUGCAUUCAAGAAAUUCCGCUGUACGCUCGGGGGUGAGGUCAGCGCAGCCGCGGGCCCCGUAGGUAUAGGUGGUGUCCUUGAGUCCGAGGUGCACAAACGCCAGGCCCCAAUUUGGACAUAUAUGAAGAGCAAAGGGCUGUACGCAGGUGUCGCCAUCGAUGGCACUAUUAUGAUUGAGCGAACUGACGAGAACGAGCGCUUUUACGGCGAGCGGGUAUCCGUCGACGAGAUUCUAUCCGGCAAAGUCCGGCAUCCACCCCGCGAACUCCAAACCCUCAUGCAGACCUUGAAGGCCGCACAGGGUGACUCUGACGUCGACGAGAGUCUGAUCCCGCCACCGGGUGAAACACCUGGUGAUGUGGAGCUGAUGGAUGACGGGAAAUCGGCUUUCGGCGUGCCGGCCGUAGACGACCCCGAUCCGUAUGGAGUGAAGGCGCUGGAGGCGGAGGGGCUUUUCAUCCGCGAGGCUGGUACAAAGGUGAGACCAAGCCAUGAGACAUUUGAAUUCCGGCCCAACCUGGACAGUCCCAUCUAUAGCACUUUCUCGCGACGCAGCAUGGAUAGCUCGCCACGCAACAGCUGGCGCGCGAGUGUUCAGAGCUCCAGAAGCUAUGCUAGUGUCGACCGUGGCACGCAAACGGAUGACGCCCCGCUAACUGAGCCCACAUCAGUAAGCCGUGCUUCUUCCCGCAGCGCGAAGGGAUCGCCCAUUGGCCGUUCACCGAUGGAUGCCUGGGCCGAAAAUGAGGAUUCUCACUGGGACACGAUUGCUAUCCAUGGCGAGGAAGAGCAGGUUAAGGUCCGCCAAUUGGAGGGUGAUGAGGCAGAGGAUAGGAGAGCGAAAGCGAACGCCUGCGAAGAUGCAUACGAUGACCCCGAGUUUGAGGAUGAAGAUGAGCAUUAUGAGGUUCACGAGGUUGGAAAUGCCACGGUCACACCAAGGGAGAGCGUCCCGCCCACGCCCACGAAGGUGGAAGACCAGACGACAGACGGUGACACCAAGCCUACGUCGCCGAGCUUCACCCGGGCUCGCCUGGUCACAAUUCCCGCGCGCACCCCACCUGCCUUGCCUCCGCGGCACCCACGCCACCUCCCAGGCUCUGGCUCAAGCCGUGCCUCGACAUCGCCCACGGGGCGCUCUUAUUCAAGCCACAACACUUCGCCCACAGACGUCACGGAGGCGGCAGAGAAUCUCGAACAGUUGGACGAGUCACCCAACGCGCUUCCUUCCCCGGAGAAUGCCAAGACGUUACCUGAACUUCAUAUCACAAGCGAUGAUGAAGAGUUUGUUGACACGAAAUCGGAGCCCGUGGCCGAGAAGGAGGAGUUCCAAUCUGCCAACGGCGAACCAGAGAUUGAAGAUAAGAUCAUUACCCUCGAAGAUCGCACUGCCACCGAGGCCGCCGAGCAGGAGAGCAAGACGUACAAAGAGGACGCGAAGGUACUCGAGCCCGAGCAAUCUCCUCAACUCGAAAAGUCUCCCGAUGUCCCCAAGCUUGCACCUAACAUCGAGGGUACCCCGGAGGUCGAAGAGACCCUCGACAAGAUCGAAGCUAAGCUUGAAGCUGAAAUCGACCAACCCGAAGGGCAGAAGUCUGAGAAGUCAUAUUCACACGUCCUUGCUGACCGCGAAGAACAUCAAGAGUCCCCCGGUGGGACCAAAGUCGAUACCACCGAUGCCACCUUGCCUCAUGUCAGGGCUCAGUGA
Messenger RNA from Penicillium digitatum Pd1, 2223 nucleotides. RefSeq names its product lipid-binding SYLF domain-containing protein. The record is from RefSeq and is a predicted model, not a curated record. Gene Ontology annotation, biological process: regulation of ruffle assembly. Gene Ontology annotation, molecular function: phosphatidylinositol binding. Gene Ontology annotation, cellular component: ruffle membrane. NCBI's taxonomy places the organism in Eukaryota, Fungi, Ascomycota, Eurotiomycetes, Eurotiales, Aspergillaceae.